GACAUGUGGGCGCGCGCGCUCGCGGCGCGUCAGGCCAGUGGUGCGCCCUCGCCGCGGAGGCGUUCUGUUGGGAACUUCGUGCGAGCGAGCGAGUCAACGCGGCGCGCCGGGGGGAGGACGCCGCCACCCUGCACUUGCCCGGAUCCAGUGCUUCGCUUCUCAGCGCCUCGCAGGAGAUUUGGAUUUAGUUUUUUGUUGUUGUUGUUGUUGUUGUCUGUUGUUGUUGUUGAGGGGGUUCAAGCCGUGGCGCGCCGGGGAUGGAUGUUGGCGCUUUUACGCGGCUCUUUCCUCGUUGGAAUUAACGCGGCGGGCGAGACAUGAAAGUGACGGUGUGUUUCGGGAAGACCCGAGUGGUCGUCCCGUGCGGAGAUGGGAAUGUGAAGGUGCAGAGCCUUAUCGAACAAGCUGCCAUGAGGUACAAGAAGGCGAUUGCAAAGGGCGUCAGCUACUGGGUCCAGGUCCACAGGCUGGAACAUGGAGACGGGGGCAUCUUGGACCUGGAUGACAUGCUGUGUGAUGUGGUGGAUGACAAAGACAGGCUCGUGGCUGUGUAUGAAGAACAGGAUCCUCACAAUGGAGGUGACGGCACCAGCGCCAGCUCUACAGGUACACAGAGUCCCGAAACCUUCCCCAGUGAGAUGAGUUCGGCGUCUGCCUUCCAGCCCUACCAGACCAGCGGUGAGAUCGAGGUCACUCAAUCCGCCAUGCGAUCCAACAUGCCUCUCCACGUCCGUCCCAGCAGUGAUCCCUCCCUGGCCGGCGAAGUCCCAGUUGGUCCAGAGGAGCCGUCCAGAAAGAAUCCAACUCGCUGGUCCACAACCGCUGGCUUCCAAAAGUACAACCACAGACCAAACACAAGCACAGGAACCGGCAGUCUGGAACGAAAGGGCAGAGGAGCCCAUGCCUACCGGAGUCUUCCACGGGACGCGAGCGGCUGGACCACUCAGUUUCAGCGAGAGAUGACUCGAUCCUCCCUGAGUGCCAACCAUCCAAUGGUGGACCAGUGGCUCGACAGGCAGGAGCAGGAGGAGGAGGAGGAGGAAGAAGAGCAAAGGAGACAAGAGAGGAGGAUUGAGCGGAUAGAGCCAGUAGGGCGGGCUGACUCCUCGUUGGAGAGGUCAAUGGUGUUAAGUCUAGAAGGCAUGCUCAGGCCGGUCGAGGUGUCCAAUGGAGGAGGGCCCCUGGGGAUCCACGUAGUGCCUUUCAGUUCGCUGGAUGUCAGGACUCAGGGUUUGCUCGUGAAACGCCUGGAGCAGGGGGGCAAAGCUGAGCAGGAGCGUCUCUUCCAGGAGAACGACUGCAUAGUCAAGAUAAACCAGGGAGACAUCCGCAACCUGCGCUUCGAACAAGCCCAGAACAUUUUCAGGCAGGCGAUGCGUUCUCCGGCCAUCCUCUUCCACGUGGUCCCCGCAGCCCUGAAGCGGCAGUACGAGCUGCUGUCCGCCCAGAGCGAACUCAGUCCGUCCAACAGAGUCUACUUUAGCCAAGCCACUCAGAAACCAGGCGACAGGGCGAGUCUCGUCGGGAGGCCAGCGUCCAGGCCUGGACCACAACCCGGUCUCAACCACCACCACCAGGGCCCGCUGGCUGGAAGCACCCCAGAGCCGAUCCGACGGUACACCACGCUACCCCACACGUUGGUCUCCAGGACCUCGUCGGCCCCCUCCCCCUCCCUGCAGCGCAGGAUAAGCACCAACAUCUCCAACAGCUCCUACCUGAAGAACAAAGGCCGCAUAUUCAACAUCCAGCUGAAGAAAGGUCCAGAGGGUCUGGGCUUCAGCAUCACAUCCAGAGAUGUCCCCAUUGGUGGCAGUGCUCCCAUUUAUGUCAAAAACAUCCUUCCGCGAGGGGCUGCCAUCCAAGAUGGCCGACUGAAAGCUGGAGAUCGGCUGCUGGAGGUUAAUGGAGUGGACCUUAAUGGAAAGACCCAGGAAGAGGUGGUGGCCCUGCUACGAGCCACACCCAUGGGUGGGCCUGUGAACCUGUUGGUGACCCGCCAGGAGGACUCCCAGCUGCCCCGAGAAGUGCAGCAAGAGGAAGAUGAAAUGGUGUUAACCCCGGAUGGUUCCAGGGAGUUCAUGACCUUUGAGAUCCCCCUGAGCGACUCGGGCUCUGCAGGCCUGGGUGUCAGCGUCAAGGGGAAUCGGUCCAAGGAGAACCAUGCCGACCUGGGCAUCUUUGUGAAAUCCAUUAUAAACGGAGGGGCUGCAAGCAAGGAUGGGCGUCUACAUGUCAAUGACCAACUCAUCGCGGUGAAUGGCGAGUCGCUGCUCGCGAAGACCAACCAGGAGGCCAUGGAAACGCUGCGGAAAUCCAUGUCUGUGGAAGGCAACAAGCGAGGGAUGAUCCAGCUCAUCGUGGCUCGCCACCUGGCCACAAACAAUGAGGAAGAUUCUGGCAGCCAUCGAGUUCUAGAGCACUCCAUGGACUCUCUGCUGGACAACCACGAGCGACGGAUCUCCCACUCUCUGUACGAGACCAUCGAGGACUUGGACAACGGCUCGACGCCACGGGUCAACGUGAUCGGACGAAUCGGUAACUACCAGCUCUCUCCAACUGUGAACAUGCCACAGGACGACAUAGUGAUGAUCGAAGACGAUAGGCCGCCCCUGCUGCCUGCCCACCUUUCAGACCAAUCGUCCUCCAGUUCCCACGAUGAUAUGGGCUUUGUCGGAGAGAACCCAGUGCCCUGGAUCCACGAGCUGCCCGGUUCCAACGAGUGCACGCUCAGUCCUGACGCAGACCCGGAUGGCUCGUUCCAGAGGGAAGGCUUUGGCCGGCAGAGUAUGUCAGAGAAACGCACCAAGCAAUAUGAAAAUGCUGCCAACCUGGAGAUCGUCAAGACCCGCAAGUCGAAGAGCAUGGAUCUAGUAGCAGAUGAGAUUAACGGCGGCACAAGAACCAGCGGAGGCACCGCAGAACAAGAGGUCGGGCCCUCGCUGGGCCUGAAAAAGUCCAGCUCCCUCGAAAGUCUCCAGACGGCCGUUGCUGAGGCGGCGCUGAAAAGUGAGAUCAACGUCAACCGGCCACGCUCGCGGAUCGCCCGGGGCCGCGGCUGCAACGAGAGCUUCCGAGCUGCAAUCGACAAAUCGUAUGAGAAUCCUGGCGCCGCGACGACAGAAGAGGAGAACAGCAUGGAGACGUUGGACGAGGACACGGAGGGAAGUUCCCGAUCGGGUCGUGAGUCGAUGUCCACCAGCGGUGACCUCAUUGUGGGUUCCGGGCUGAACGGCAACCUCUCCAAAGAGGACAGACGCAAAGAUUGGGACAAGGUUGGGGGGAAGGAAAAGAAACCAGAAAGGGACAAAGAGGAGAAAGACAAGGACAAGAUCAAACCCAAGAAAGGCAUGCUGAAGGGCCUGGGCGAGAUGUUCAGGCUUGUAAAGCACCGGAGGGAUGAGCGGCCAGGGGAGAGGAUGGAGAGGAGGAGCUCCAGUAAAUCUAAAGCCGAGGACAUGCAGGCGUCAGAGGAGGAGACCCUGCGGAUGAGACUGGAACAAGAGAGAAUACAGGCCAAGACUCGGGAACUUCGGGAGAGGCAGGCAAAGGAGAGGGAAUAUGCUGAGAUCCAAGAUGUUGUCGGCCACACCUUUAGCUCAGAUGAAGAGCACACGUACGCUGGCAUCGGAUCGUUGGACUCGUCGGUAGAUAGCAGCAACGUGGACCAUUACAAUCAAAUCUACCAUCUCCCUCAAAGUGGCCAGAGCCCUCACCUUCCCUCGAGCCUUCAGGACAACGGUCCACCCCUGGAAGCUCUGUAUGCCCAGGUCAACAAACCUCGCAAUGGACGCCCUGCAUCUUCUGACAGCAGUCAGAUGGCUCCCAGUAACCACGACCGGAUACAAAGGCUGCGGCACGAGUUCCAGCAGGCCAAACAGGAGGAUGACGUUGACGACCAUCGGCACACUUACAGUUUUGACCAGUCUUGGGCGAGCAACGGGACCGAGGCGCAGAGCGGCCGUCAUUCUGUGACCGUGGAGACUCAGGCUCAGAAAGAGCAGCAAGAGGACGGAGAUGGUUUGCAACAAGCGCAGAGACAGUACAGCUCCCUGCCGCGGCCGCCUCGUAAGAACCCCAGCACAGCGUCCCAGGAGUCGUGGGACAAGUUCCAGACCACCAAGGAGAACCCCCGCUACUCUGCCGUCCAGGGAUCGCACAACGGCUACCUGGGAACGUCCAGCUUCAACGCCCGCGUCCUCCUGGAGACUCAGGAGUUGCUGAGGCAGGAGCAGCGACGCAGAGAGCAGGAGGCCAGCAAGGCCCGGCCGCCUCCCUCACAAGAAACCCCCAGCGGCAGCGCCUACGACCACACUCAGGCCCCCGGCUCGGCCCGAGUGCAGUCCCCACCCCAAUCCAAGGGCCCCUACAGACAGGACGUGCCCCCGUCUCCAUCUCAGCUCGCCAAGCUCGGCAGGCUUCAUGGCUCGGAGAAAGGGAGGCCCUUUUACUCCUGAGUAGUAGUUUUGGGAGAUUGAGGGAGUAUUAACCGAGAAAAACACAAAGAGGGCAAUAAGUCUUUUUUUUAUAUAUAUAAAAUUCUGAGACUUUUUUGGGAUUGUUGAUAUAAAAUGUUAAUAUUUAAAACAAGAUGGUUUUUUUAUUCUAAGAAUCAUGAUCCUUUUUAGCUGUAUGAAAAUGGAAUUAUUUGAGUCUUUUUUUUAAACUCGUCCACCAAGAUCAUCUGUGUGUGUAAGUGCCUUGAUGGAUCACCAUCAAUGGUGAACUCAGUGAGCUCAUGAUCAGCGGCGUUGACGCGUCCGUGCAACACGUUCGGUAAAGCAAAACAUAACAGCGCGGGGCCCGUCGGGACAUCACCACGUCUGACAGCUCAACAUCAUUACUCCGAGCACAGGACACAGUCCGGCCAUGUGUUCUCGUGCUUCUGUGAAUCGGGCUCAUUUUUUCGCCGGUCACGGGGACUGAGUCAGGCACCACUGUACAUGUGUGUGUGGGUGUAAGCGCUGGCAGCAGCUGGCAUGUAGUGACACAGUGUGGAGGCCGGGCCGCUUGUGUGAACCGCCGACCCGGAGCUUGGGCUUUUGGCCAUGACUGCUCAACCGCCCCCCCGCCCCCCCGUUCAGAGAAAUGUCCCAUUUGGUUUCCCGAAAACAACACAACCCUGAGUCGGUGUCCGCCUUGCAACCCCCUCGUGUGUUUAAUAUGAUAAUCCUCAAUUCGCUCUUCCUCUCUGCUCGCCGCUUUAUCUCUGCGUUCUCUCAUCACAUUGUCACCAGACGGGAAUCUCAGCGGAGGGAAAACGGCUUCAGAUCUCUGCCGCACCCACCCGGGGAAUCCGACAGUAUAAACGGGGUCAGGUCUGGGUUAUUAGUUAACGUACCUCAUUAAAAAAUGAAUGCGUCCCUUUGUGUUUGUCUGUCUGUUUUGUUUGUUGUCAAGCGUGGCGGGGAGUGAGAAGCGGCGACCUCGCUGGCACGCCGCUGGCCCCUGCCUGACUUGGAAUGAUUUGGCUGUGACGGCAGCCCGUCGGACCCGAGGUGUCUGAGCCGUUCCUCGCUGAAUAUUUCCUCAGGGUGGUAACGUGGGGAAAAACCUCAUGGGCUCUGCGGUGGGUGGCCUCAGCGCCGAGCUGCCUAUCCAUAGGCCCGAUACAAUGGAGCUGAUUUUGUUUUCCGUGCGUGAUUAUGUCCAUUGAUAGCGAACCACUUGGGAGCUUUUUCAGCGUUCAAUCAAUAGCGAGCGGUGCAGUUUUCAAAGUGUGUGUGUGUGUGUGUGUGUGUGUGUGUGUGUGUGUGUGUGUUGCGCGUGCUUGUAUUUCUAUCCCUGUAAGAAUUUGAGCUAAAGUUCUCAGAGUGGCGACACUUUUUGCAUUCGGAGAGACAUUUUCCUUGAAAGACAAAUGUGAUGGUAAAUUUGUUUUUUGUUAAAAUUGUGCAUUUUAUUUGUUUGAUAAUCGAUAGGAGGAAGUUAGGAAAUCACCCUGGCUUCUUUUUUACUCAAUCUGAGUUUUGGUGCCGUUCUAUGCAUCAGUACGUUCACACGCACUCAAAUUAGUACACAGGUAAAUGGAGAAUACUGUUACUGUAGUAACCAGGUUACGAUACUGUAAAACCAUGUGUACUUACCACAGAUCAGUCCUUCUUCUCCUCACCAACCGUACUUGUGUUCACUGUCGUAGUAACACUCCAGGCUGCCUCUUGAAUCAUUCGUUGUUUUUUCGCAAAUCGUAAAUUGUUUCAAACCAAAUUAUUAUUUUCCUUGGGCUCAGGAUUAAAACCAUGAUUUGGAAGAAAAAAAGAACAUAAAUAAUAUACAGACAUUCUGUGCCAGAGAGUCUGUGGCCCUCAAGUGCGGGAAAAAUUGAGCUUGUGUUUGUGCUUCCUCACACUUACAAGGAUUAAAAACAGCACCAGUAUGUUUGUUCUGCUACCAAUUUUCCAGUGUGUUUGUGUGUGUGUGUGUGUGUGUGUUAGUGUAGGUGGACAUGUGUUUAAGUGUCUGUGAACGCUGCCAGUAACUGGAUGCUCCAAUAUGUCUAUGAAUAUGUCUUGGCAGCCAUAUGAACCACUUGGCUGCCGAGUGGGAGAAGAGCAGAGGAGUGGGAGGGAGAGAAGACGGGAGGCCUGACCUUGCAGAUGAUUCAGUCAAUGGAGUAAUCACGACUAUUCCUCUGAGUCUGCAGCACAAACAGGAGGUUACCGACCAGGCUGCGCUUCCACCGCCACCUUCUCCUCUCCUCUGCUUCAUUUAUGUUUCUCAUCUUUCCGUCGUUUUCUUCCCGUUUGUGUGGAUGAAAGCGGCUGCGUGUGUGAGUCUAAGUGUUUUGACUGACGUCACCGUGUUGCGUACGUCUCAUCGUGAGCUGGGUGGGGAGGGGGUUCAAGUGGCGGCAAUAUCUAACGAGUUUUUUCUCCUCGUGCAAAUUUGAUAUUAUCCCAUUGUAUAUGUUUAUUAUUUGUGCUGUGUAAUUAAUGUUCAUGUGCCACCUCUGUGACACAUGGAUUCCUCCCAUAAAGCUAUUGUUUCAGGGAGAUUUUGUUUGUUUUUUUAAUUCUUGGGAGAAAUGAGAAGUAUUGUUAUUGCUUCUUUGUAUCUUUAUGACCAUCCCUCAUUGUGUUUUAAUAUCCACAAUAUGGUAUUAUGGUGGUGAAAGAUGACUAAUAUGUAAGCAUAGUGCAAUUUUCAUUGUUACAACAAUGCAUCAUUAAGACCCGUGUCUGCUGUUCUCUGUACAUACGAUAUAAACUUUUUUCAAUGAAUAAAUUGUGGUUAGUUUCAA
Scophthalmus maximus (turbot) is the source of this 7237-nucleotide messenger RNA. Its product is annotated as partitioning defective 3 homolog. The transcript has 25 exons. Gene Ontology annotation, molecular function: phosphatidylinositol binding; protein binding. Gene Ontology annotation, cellular component: adherens junction; cell cortex; apical plasma membrane. The record is from RefSeq and is a predicted model, not a curated record. Gene Ontology annotation, biological process: intracellular protein localization; establishment of cell polarity; microtubule cytoskeleton organization. The coding region runs from base 318 to 4454 and encodes 1378 amino acids. NCBI's taxonomy places the organism in Eukaryota, Metazoa, Chordata, Actinopteri, Pleuronectiformes, Scophthalmidae.